This is a messenger RNA of Daucus carota subsp. sativus, 870 nucleotides long. RefSeq names its product mitochondrial import inner membrane translocase subunit TIM14-1. Gene Ontology annotation, molecular function: ATPase activator activity. Gene Ontology annotation, biological process: protein import into mitochondrial matrix. Gene Ontology annotation, cellular component: PAM complex, Tim23 associated import motor. The record is from RefSeq and is a predicted model, not a curated record. Bases 147 to 485 code for a protein of 112 amino acids. The transcript has 4 exons. NCBI's taxonomy places the organism in Eukaryota, Viridiplantae, Streptophyta, Magnoliopsida, Apiales, Apiaceae.
CUUGGGUCGGUUGAUUCCGCACACCUUUGUAAGAGGAGGAACACACAACCCAAACCCCCUGCUAUUUUCUUGUGCAAGAAGUAAAAGCGCGGCUUAUAUAAAGCACCACAAACACAAACCCACAUAUCUUCUGAGGUACACAACGCAUGGCUACACCAUUGAUUACAGGUCUUGCAGUUGCCACCGUUGCAUAUGCUGGAAAAUACAGCAUCCAGGCAUGGAAUGCUUUUAAAGCAAGACCAGCCACAGUUCGAUUGCGCAAAUUUUAUGAGGGGGGUUUCCAACCUACUAUGACAAGAAGAGAAGCAAGUCUUAUUCUUGGAGUCAGAGAAAGUACUGCAAUGGAGAAGGUCAGAGAAGCUCAUAGAAGGGUGAUGGUUGCAAAUCAUCCUGAUGCAGGUGGUAGCCAUUAUCUUGCCUCUAAAAUCAAUGAAGCAAAAGAUAUGAUGCUUAGAAAAACCCAGGGUGGUGGAUCUGCAUUUUGAUGUCGGGAUAAUCUUAAUUAAAGAUUAUUUAUGAUGGUGAACUACUAUAUUAUGAGAUUCUUUUUUGUGGAGAAGCUGAUUUGCGAGAGUUGGAGAUAUAUUAUUGGUGUAACAAAAACGAAAGUUGGCCUAUGUUGCAGCUUUAUAUGGAUGGUAUAAUAAUUAAUCUUGUGAUAUUUAUUUGUGGAAUUUUUGAAAAAUGAUCCUACUGUAUCAACUUGAGAAGCACAUUUUCUCUGUAAGGGGGAAGGGUAAUCUUCCUGGUCCCAACUCCCAAGCAUGUGUAUGCUCGUGUUGGGACCUUUUAUAUGACAUUAUUUUUUGGCAUGUGCAUGCUCAUGCUUUGACUUCUAAUAUAAUACUUAUAUUUUGCAUGUUGGAUAAA